AUGCCACCACCGGCCUCUUCAGUGGGUUUCUCCAAUCUACUCAACCACGAUACCUCGCCCGACUCGACACCCUCGACACCCGGCGACUCAAAUUCCUCAAUGGCGUCUUCCGUUAGCUUAUUGCCGCCUCUCAUGAAGGGUGCUCGUCCCGCGACCGAGGAGGUUCGCCAGGAUCUGCCCCGGCCUUACAAGUGUCCCCUCUGCGACCGGGCAUUCCACCGUCUGGAGCACCAAACGAGGCAUAUUCGGACGCAUACCGGAGAGAAGCCCCACGCCUGCCAGUUCCCCGGUUGCACCAAGCGUUUUAGCCGCUCCGAUGAACUCACUCGCCAUUCGCGCAUUCACAACAACCCCAACUCUCGCCGCAGCAACAAGGCUCAACACCUUGCAGCGGCGGCUGCGGCCGCAGCUGGUCAGGACAACGGCAUGGUCAACGCAGCUAAUAUGAUGCCCCCUCCCAGCAAGCCUAUCACUCGCUCGGCUCCUGUCUCGCAGGUUGGAUCGCCAGACGUUUCCCCUCCUCACUCUUUCUCCAACUACGCCCACCACAUGCGCUCAAAUCUGGGCCCUUACUCUCGAAACACUGAGCGCGCCUCUUCCGGGAUGGAUAUCAACUUGCUCGCUACAGCAGCUUCGCAAGUUGAACGCGACGACCACAUGGGAUUCCACGGCUCCCGCCACGGGAUGUUCGGAUCCCGCCACGGAACUGGCCGCGGUCUUCCCUCACUUUCCGCAUAUGCGAUUUCACAGAACAUGACCCGUUCGCAUUCCAACGACGACGACGAUGGAUAUGGGCAUCGCGUUAAGCGCUCCCGUCCUAACUCGCCCAACUCCACUGCUCCUUCCUCUCCUACUUUCUCUCACGAUUCCCUAUCUCCUACUCCUGACCACACUCCCCUCGCUACUCCCGCCCACUCGCCUCGCAUACGCCCUAUGGGCACUAGUGAGCUGCACCUGCCCUCCAUCCGCCACCUUUCUCUCCAACACACACCUGCUCUGGCUCCCAUGGAACCGCAAGCCGAAGGCCCCAACUAUUACAGCCCUACGCAGGGUCACAUGGGUCCCACAAUCGCAGAUAUCAUGUCGAAACCCGACGGUACACAGCGCAAGCUGCCUGUUCCUCAAGUUCCCAAGGUUGCGGUGCAGGAUAUGCUCAAUCCCACGGGUGGGUUUUCAUCCAUGAACUCGUCAGCUAACAAUUCUGUUGCUGGCGGGGACUUGGCAGACCGGUUCUGA
Molecule: messenger RNA, 1236 nt
Organism: Penicillium soppii
Lineage: Eukaryota; Fungi; Ascomycota; Eurotiomycetes; Eurotiales; Aspergillaceae
Product: C2H2-type zinc finger protein
Exons: 1
Coding region: 1-1236 (411 amino acids)
Cellular component (GO): nucleus; cytoplasm
Molecular function (GO): RNA polymerase II cis-regulatory region sequence-specific DNA binding
Source: RefSeq, a predicted model, not a curated record